AUGUCGUAUUUGAGUCCAGCAAAUAGCGAAGGAUAUCCAGGAAAUAUGUUAACGCAGAUUAAGUACUCUUGGACGGAUAAUAAUCAUCUUCGAGUUAACAUUCGAGCCACUGCCACACAAUCGACACCUGUUAAUAUCACUGCUAAUUGUUUGAUGAAUCUUGCUGGACACGCAACUGGUCCAGACGAAUUAAAAAGGCACAUAGUCUCCCUGAACGCCGCAAGUUGGACGUUCGCGGAUAUCAAAGACAACUAUUUGCCUACGGGUGCUAUACAUUCGGUUGAUCGAACAGUCUACGAUCUACGUUUACCGACACGGCUCACCAGGAAGAAGCUUUACUGUGUACCAGGAGGCGGUUAUAACCAGAACCUCUGCAUAACCAGCCCCAGUUGCUGGGUCUACCGAUUUCACGCUAGGGUUUUGCAUCCCAAUUCGGGGAGAACUAUGGAGAUAUACUCGAACCAACCUGGCUUGCAAUUCUCCACUGGAAACGAUCUACCAGAUCCCGAUCGCGUUUAUCCCCCUGACUUUGAGGAUUAUUGCGACAACUACGAUAAAGUUGAACAAUUUUAA
Megachile rotundata (alfalfa leafcutting bee) is the source of this 573-nucleotide messenger RNA. Its product is annotated as galactose mutarotase. Gene Ontology annotation, molecular function: carbohydrate binding; aldose 1-epimerase activity. Lineage: Eukaryota; Metazoa; Arthropoda; Insecta; Hymenoptera; Megachilidae. The record is from RefSeq and is a predicted model, not a curated record. Gene Ontology annotation, biological process: glucose metabolic process; beta-D-galactose catabolic process via UDP-galactose, Leloir pathway.